AUGUCUGAAGACUUUGAAGAUUUCGUAUCUACCCACGAGGCACUUAAAACUAUUUUCCCGCAAGCUUCCAACGAAGAAAUUACAAAAUACGAGAAGCAACUUAGUAGUGUGAAAAUUCUCGACCCAGUCCUUAUUAUUUCUCCAAAUCAAGCUUGGAUUAAUCAACACGAUUUGCCGGCUUAUUAUAGAGUCAUGGAUGCUUUUGCAACAAAUGGUCUUCAAAAUAGGCGCCGAGAUGAGAAUUCUCGUU
Acaulospora morrowiae is the source of this 250-nucleotide messenger RNA. The record is from the annotation of a GenBank genome assembly. NCBI's taxonomy places the organism in Eukaryota, Fungi, Glomeromycota, Glomeromycetes, Diversisporales, Acaulosporaceae.